Messenger RNA from Procambarus clarkii (red swamp crayfish), 13520 nucleotides. Its product is annotated as LIM domain kinase 1. Gene Ontology annotation, cellular component: cytoplasm; nucleus. Gene Ontology annotation, biological process: actin cytoskeleton organization; protein phosphorylation. NCBI's taxonomy places the organism in Eukaryota, Metazoa, Arthropoda, Malacostraca, Decapoda, Cambaridae. The record is from RefSeq and is a predicted model, not a curated record. Gene Ontology annotation, molecular function: protein serine/threonine kinase activity; protein binding; ATP binding.
AAUAUAUUAAUUUCUAUAUUUCAAAUUGUAAAUGCAUUAUUGUGAAAACGAUAUAAAUGAUAUAAUGGCGUAGGUAUGAAGCAGCAGGAUGUAGCUUCUUCAGUGUCACAACCAUUGCAAAAACAUGGAAGAAGAAGAAGCCACUUCACAUGAUGAGAGUAACGAGGAGACAACAGUAUGUGCUGGAUGCAUGAACGUCAUCGACGAAGACGAGUUCUUCUCAGCACUCGGGCAAGAUUGGCAUACUGAUUGUUUUAGAUGUAGUGCUUGUGAUGUAACUCUCAGCAGCUGGUACUUUGAGAAGGAUGGUUUACUUUUUUGUAAAAAUGAUUAUUGGAAGAAGUAUGGGGAAGCCUGUCAAGAUUGUGGUCAGAUCAUCACUGGUCCAGUCAUGGUUGCAGGCGAUCACAAAUUUCAUCCAGAAUGCUUCAUAUGUACCUCAUGCUCAGUAUUUAUUGGUGAUGGGGAGUCAUAUGCUCUUGUUGAGAGAUCUAAAUUAUACUGUGGAUUGUGUUACAAGAGGCAGAUGCAGCCUUUGAACAAGUCUACAUCGUUCACAAAGAUACCUCACAGUAUACAACUUAUUGAGUUACCAGCAAAGUCGGAUAAUCAGAGAAGAAUCAAGCUUAGCGUUGACUCGAGAAAGGGCUUCCCUCUGGCAGGACUCAGUAAUUAUAGAGGCCUACGUAUUGCAGAUGUUCCAUCCCUCAAAGAAAGAUUACAACAACUGGACUCAGCAGCAGACUUGAUGUCUCUGCACGUUGGAGAUCGAAUACUUGAAGUGAAUGGGAGACCUGUUGAGGAUCAUUGUAUUGGUGACAUUGAAAAUCUUAUUACUUCCUCUCAGGAUGUGUUGCAGUUAACCAUUGAACAUGAUCCUGAGCAAGUAUCUACCAGACGACAGAGCUUUCCCUUUGUCUCACCUUGUCGUAAUAUAUCUCCGGUUCAUGACCCGCAGCAAAAAGAAGGUUUGAGAGAGCGUCUUUUUAAGCGAAGAGAUGAAGGUUAUGUAUCUGGUACACAACGCAGUCGUCAGCUAAGACGAGGACGAGGGUGUAAAGAGAGAGCAUCCUCACUUCCUAAGCUAUUAGACAAUGACUAUUCUCGGGAAUCUGGCUACUAUGACCUGAGCCGAACUAAGUCAUUCCGUGUAGAGCCAAAGAAUCAUCGAAUCUUCCGUGCAUCUGAUCUCACUCAGGGAGAACUUCUUGGCAAAGGUUUCUUUGGACAGGUUUACAAAAUGACACACUCAGAAACAGGGGAGGUUAUGGUGUUGAAGGAGCUGUACAGAGUAGAUGAACAAGCCCAGAAAAAUUUUCUUAAGGAGGUUGCAGUCCUAAGAAGUUUAAGUCACAAGAAUGUCUUGAGAUUUAUAGGGGUAUUAUACAAGGACCGUAAACUUCACCUGCUCACUGAAUAUAUUAGUGGAGGAACGUUAAAGGAAAUUAUCCAUAACCUAGAAGAGACUUUACCUUGGGAUCAACGAAUUAGUUUUGCUAAAGACAUAGCCUCAGGCAUGGCAUACCUACAUAAUUGUGAUAUUAUUCAUAGAGAUCUUAACUCCAACAACUGCCUAGUCAGAGAAGAUAAAAGGGUUGUUGUUGCAGACUUUGGUUUGGCAAGAAUUAUGCCACAAAACAAUUGGACAGCUGAAAGGAAAAAAUUUGGAAAAAAAUAUGCAAGAAAAAAGAGAUACACUGUUGUGGGCAACCCCUAUUGGAUGGCACCAGAGAUGAUGAAAGGAAACAAAUAUGACGAGAAGGUGGAUAUCUUCAGUUUUGGUAUCAUUUUAUGUGAGAUUAUUGGGCGAGUUGAAGCAGAUCCUGAUUACAUGCCACGCUCCAUGGAUUUUGGUCUUAAUGAAACAGUCUUUCAUGCUAAAUAUUGCCAAGAUUGUCCUGAACCGUUCUACAAGAUUGCUUUCAUGUGUUGCAAUACCAAUCCAGAUGCCAGACCAGCAUUUGAGAUACUGGAAGUUUGGUUAGAGGGAUUAGCAAUGCAUUUUGCUGUUGGUGUUCCUCUUCCUGCCAAUCUUCUGGCUGACAUAUAUACAUUUAAUGGCCGAAGUAAUAGCAGUUCUUCCGAAGCAUCUACACCCGAAGCUCCAACAUCAGAUUCAAGACACCCUCCACCUCUCUUACGCACUAUAAGUGAAGGGACUUAUUCCACCACUAAUAGUCUAAACCGUGAUUGUUCAUCAUCAUGUGCCAGGAGAGAUCAUAGUAGUUUUGAUACUCAAGAUAUGCUUCUUAAUGAUGCAAGUUGGAAGCUAAGGGAAAGCUUAGAUUUAGGAAAACUAGAUAUUUUGAAGCCAAGUUGGAGUCCUGGUGAAAACCUGGAUGAAACAGAUUCUGUUACAAAAAAUUCUAGUGCAAAGACUGAAGGAAAUUUAGAUAAAGAUUCCAUUCCAGAUACACUGUCGUCUCUCUCUCGGCCACAGGCCAGCAGCUUGGUGGGGGAUGUAGAGUGUACACCACUAUGAUUUUUUUCAUUUUUUUUUAAGAGAUUUGUUAUGUUUGCAAUAAUGUACAGGAAAAUUUGUUGCAAAAAAGUUAAUAAUUUUUUCUAUGGAAUUACAUUGGAAGUAUUUAACAAAAAAUUGGUACAAAGUUGACUUAUAGCAUUCCCAUGAUAGUGAUGUUAGUGGAGUAGAAUUGUAAUCCAUAAGUGGUUAUAAUAAUAAUUAUUUAUCACUGAUGCUGUUUCCCUGUUUGUUGAAAACCCCACAGCAGAUGCUCAUCCUUGGACAGGUGAUGCCUCAUAUGGAAGACCCUCAAGUAUAGAACCCAUGAGGAAGGUAUACCAAGAGAUAUCUGCCUCUCACUUGUUAAACUGCAAGGUAAAAAAAAAAAAAAUCAAAGGUGAAAGUGACUUCUUCCCCCUUUAACAAUGGUGAAAGAGACUUCCUGUCCUUUUAUCAAAUGUGAAAGUGACCUGUCCUUUUAUCAAGUUCCUGUUAGUGUUUUCCUCCUCUGAACAUAGCAUAAUAGGGGACAGCAAUUUCAUAUGCUUUAAUAACUAGAAAACAUUUAUAUUUUCUUUGUGAUAUCUAAAUAAUUAUUUUCCUUAUUGUUAAAGUAAAAUAAUCAUUUGACAGUGUGCCAACUCUUCUCCUUUAAAAACUUCUUCCUUUUCCUAUUCUAAAAUAUAAUGCAAGAAAUUUAAAAUCAUAAAAAAAUAAUACUGACAAUCAAAUUUGGCAAAUCGUUAAAAAUGGUGUAUUGAAAUAGUGAUUUUAUUGUUAAUUGUGCAGGUUACAUUAGUAUAAUAUGACAAACCAUUAUCAAUACGCUUUCAGAUACAAACAUCGUAAUUUUUUAUAUAUUUUAUAAUUAUCUGUAUAUUUAUUUAUUAAUAAUUUAGAGCUAGUAUGAUAAAAAGUAGCCAAGAUAUAAUGUAAUAACGAGAAUGACAACAUAUGACUAGUCUUCAGUAAUUUUAUAUUACUCUAAUGAAAAUUGGUUAGUUUACAGUAAUGUUAAGAUUGAUGAUGCAUGCAAGUAGUGGGCAUGGUAUUGACCUUUGUUCAGAUGGAUUUGUGUGUCUGGGCUGGUUAGAUGUGUGUAGAGCUUGCUCUAGUGAAUGUGAGAGCCAAUCAUUAAUGUAUUAAUUAAUUCUAGAAUUCACCUAAGUUCUGGUUUUGCAUGUUGCAUCAUCUGAUUACACGUAAUCUGAAGAAUAUGAUUAUUUUAAUUGUAAUUUCAAAUUGAAAAUUGACAUAAAAUAUUGUUAAUCAAACAAUGAGACAUAAAUAACAGAAGUUUUGCUCAAACAGAAGCAGUAGCUUGGAAAUGUUAAGCAAACACUUGCUUAUGUGAAUAUCCCACACCUGCCAGAAAAUAAAUGUAUGCUGCAUUUGAGGCCUUAUUAUUGUAUUGUAGCAAGCUUAGUGUACCAUAGUGAACAAUACCUUGCCAACCAUGUUAGGAUCUUGAAUAAUAAUUAACAUUUUAAGCUGAAUGUCAACCCUUAUCCAGGACAGAUUCAGAUAUGUAACGGUAAAAUUUGUUAUUGUUAAUUUAUCCGAAUAUCGUGUAUCCUAAUGUGUUAGGCUGUAUAGUUAAAAGUGUGUUGAUCUCAUGAUUAACUUUUAAGAUUUUAUCGGAAUAAAAGCAAGCUUGUCUUUCCAGCCUCUUGGGAUUGAACCUGGAUCUUUGAAGCAGGCUUGUUUUUCCAGCUUUGUAUGAUUGAACCUGGAAGUAGGCUUCUCUUUCCAGUUUCUUUGGAUUUAAUCAUACUUGUAAAGUAUCUGAGCAGGCUUGUCUUUCCAGCUACUGGGGUUGUACUUGGGGUCUUUGAAGCAAGUUUAUCUUUCUGGCUUUUCAGGGUUGAUCCUGGGUUUCUGAAGCUGUAAACAAAGGGCUUUAUUUGUAAACAAAGCACCUUGCUCAAAAAUUUCCAUGGAACUGCUUGUGUGUUUUAAUGGAAAAAUAAUAGUAAUAUAAUAUAAGCAUGCACGACUUAUAAUUCCUAUAACUGGAGGCCAUGCGUAUGAGUGGGCAUGGAAUUAGGCAAGUACUGUACUCACUGACACCUUCCCAUGUGUAAAAUAUUACCUAAUAUGUAUUGGGAUUUAUUGUGGUAGCAUUGAGAUUGAAGAAUUGGAGUGGAGGUUAUGAAUAAUAUACUGUGUUGUCUUGGUUUGUUGCAGUGAUUGAUGGUUGUAACUUUGACUCAAGUUGCUAGCUGUAUAAGGCAUGUUAGAUUAUAAUUGUUGCACGUGACAGGGUUAAAAAUAGUGCUGUGUUGUAGGUAAUGGUUAUGCUGCAUGUUGUGGAUCCAAGAGAUUUCAUUGCUUUUCGCAAAAGCGCAUGCGAUUUUUUACAUAAGAAAUUUGUAUAGGGCUAUAGCAGGCAUCAUUGAUGAUGGUAACUUCUGCUGUUAAUGUUGAGGACAUCAAUAAAUCUUGUGAUUAAUGGGUACUGCAAGUGCUUUGGUAGGGUGAUUGUGGUGUCAUGCUGGGACAGGUUCUAUAGAUGAUACAUUGCAACAAAUGUUGCAUUUGCUAGGGACAGUAUUCUAUUGUGAAUAUCACAUUGUAAUGUACAGGGUUGUAAGCUGCCAUAGUAUUUAUGAUAGUACUGGCUAUAUAAUAAAUGUAAUCUAUCUACAAAUAAUUUGUGCUGUUGUACAAUAUUUUUUGACGUGACAUUUAUUGGGAAUUAUGAUGCUAAGCUUGACCUUGCUCUUAUCAAUGCAGAACUUAUUACGGUCUACAAAUUUAAACUCUGUCGAACUUAGUGAACUUGUAGUGAUGUAUACAUUGCAUUUUAAUGCUUUGAACAUUCUAUUUAGUAUUGCUGGAAUAUAUAUUUGAACUAUUUGAUAUUUAACACUUUAUUAAUACCAAAAUAAUGCAUCAUUGAACCCAUAAUUAAAGAAGCUGUAAGACACCUGUUCCAUAAUUUCCAAAAAUGGAAUGAAAUUUUAUUUCAUUUUGAGGGUCAACUUCAGGGUAUGCGAAGAUUCUUUGUGACAACUUAACUUAGAAUCUUAAGACAAUUCUCAAGACACAAGUUUCCUUAGUCUUAGGAUAAUUCUUAAAGACCUAAAACUUUAAAGAAAAGUCUUAAGCAAAUUCUUAACAGACAAGUUACUCUCUUUUUUUUUUCUCAUAAUUUUUGUUGAGUGGAAUUCGAGCAUGUCAAAAGCAUCGUCUGAGGCUGGGUUAGUGACGGCCAAGUAGCAGCUCUAAGUGAAGUAUAUGGAAAGAUAGUUCCAAUUGUGCUUAGCCCUGUGACACCCAUGUCUUGUGGGUUGUGGUUUACCUGCAUAAUCAUUGUACCGUAGCCAGCAUUGCAUGUAACCUAUUUAACUUACAGAAUGAAUAGCUUCUAUAUACAAUAAAAAUUAAACUACAGAAUUUAAAUUAAGAUAAUACUGUACAGUAUAUGCAUAAUAUAUAUAUAUAAUAAUUUUUCUGGGGAGCCCCUUGAGGCUCCCCUGAAGCCAUCUUGCUGAAAUGGCAUCCAACUGCUAGCUCAGAUCAGUCACAGAGUUGUGUUAGACUUACCAGGGGACCAAAGCCAGAACCUGCCCCCCCUCCCUUCACACAGGUGCACAGAGUGGGUGACACUGCUACUCAACCGGGAAAGCAUCCAGAAAGUCCACGAACCAACAUAGACCAUUUGUCAGGUUCAAAGAGACUGCUGCCUUGAAAUUACAAUACUUCCUAAACAAUGUAAACAAACUAUCGAAUCUCUCAAAACUAGUGCUAGCUCCAUCAGUAAUAACCCCUUGCCAAUAGGGGGGCAGGCCCAAAGGUCCAGGUCUCCCCAACCUACCAAGCCAGUUCUGUCACUGACAUGAAAACCAACAAUUGUCCACUGUGGGGUUCCUGGGGUCACCGACAAGUCGCAUGGGUCCUGCUGCUACUAAGCUAAGUGCCAACCAUCCUAGGACUCUGUCCUGCAGAAGCCAUUUGCUUGGUAUUAUUCUACAUUUAGUUUAACGCAAACCAGACAGAAACAUGCUCUUGAAGCUAUGUGAACCUGGUUUGUAAGGCACUUAGAGCAGCAUGUGCUCAUGGCUACCUUCCCUGUGUGCUUCCUAAUGCUGUUCCUCCAAUGACAGUUCUCUUUUCUGGUGUGCUCAAUAGCUUACAUUUUCAAGGCUAGACCACCUUCGAUGCAUCAGGGGUCUUUGCCCCCCCCCCUUUCUCCCCCUUGAAGGGGGGGGCCUCUAUCUAGACCCUUGGUUUGAGGCAAAUAUUUUGGCUGGUUGGAGUGCACUUAAAGCUCACUCGUAUUUUACACUGCAUGCCGAGGACAACCUUUGCAGCCCCAUUAAAGAGGCUGUGUUGGUCUACUUAUAUAAUUACGGGUGAGCAUCCCCAGUGCCUCAGUGUCCUGUUUGGUCAGUCCUUCAGUCCUUGGUGAUCCUUGUGGGUGUCAGUGUUGUUUAUGGAUAUUGCCUCCCAACCAGCUCACACCUUAUGUGAGUUGGAGGACUGUUCAGUGUUCAUUGUCUGUGCAACGGGGCGAUGAUAAUUCUUUCUGCCAUUGCAAUGCUGCCUGUUGGGCUGGUGACAUCCACAACUCUGAGGUGUGGGUGUAACGAGCGCAACAGCAAAUAUGGGACCUGGCCCCUCCAGUAUUUUUCAUGUGUAUAUUAUUUGAUACCUCAUUUGUCUCCUUUCUAGGGAGUACAUUUUGAGGGCUUUGAGAUGAUCCUGAUAGUUCAGGUGCUUUUUUGUCUAUGCCGUAUAUGUUCUCUGUAUUCCAUAAUGACAAAAUUUUAUUUAAAAAACUUAUUCUUGUUACUUUUUCAUUUUAAAAAACUCAUAUCCAUGCUGCAUACAUAAACUGACAAUAAAAUUAUAUAAAAAAAUCCUGUUGCUUUCAUUUAAAAAUACAAAACAUAAUUUUUUUUUUUCAUUUUUAUCUAUUUCAAUUGUUGACUAGCUGAAGAAAAAUUAAGUUUGACAACCAUUUCAAGAGUGGUGUGGAUUCUAAUGACUUUUAGAAGCAGUGUGUUAUGGCUCUGCUCUAUGUCUUCACUAGUAGAGCCAUACCGAGAUAACUUAUCAGGAUCUUUUCAUUAUGGCUCAUGACCAUGCCAAUUGCUAAAUACGGCUUUGAAGUGCUGAUCUAAUCUUUGUCUUUCUUUUAGCCAAUGUCGUAAUGUUAGUACCAGCUGGCUCCUCAUAUCUCGUGAAUUAAUUCCUUAUUUUGUGUCCAAGCAGUGUACUGACAUAAUAGUCUCAAGGCUGAAGAAUGUUUUAACACUUCUUGCAUGUGCUGAGCGAGGCUAUAGCACACUCUUCUCUUUCCACCCCCACCCCCCUAAGAUUUGGUGCAGCUUCUGUCAUUCAUGCACACUUGAAUGACGUGCGUUUUUUACCGUGUUUCGGGUAUUUUUGACCAGUUACUCUUUUUGAGCCACUCAGUGAUUGCCUGUUUGUUCCUGCUCUUUCCCAACAGGUGGGGAUUGAUGCAGCUGCAUGCCCUUGCCUUUUCUGUCAGCUGCCCUUGUGGCAGAUGAUGUGCAGGCUCACUCAUCCUUAACUAUGGAUGUGCAUUUUCUUGCCCUCAUUAAGCCCUUUUUUUUUUUUUGGCUCCAUGAGAACAUUUAUUUGCAUGGCUAGGAGUCUGGUGCAGGUGCCUAGUUGCCUGCCAUGGCUCUCCUAGAAAACCAGCAUUAGAUAUAAUGAAUUGCCUCUGUUUGGGUGGGUCCCAGUGGUUCCCUGAUCUCUCCCUUCCAGGUUGUUGGCUGGGUGUUGUCUACACACCUACUCCAGAAUUCCAGUGGAAGGCUGGAGGGAACUGAAAGCUCUGGAUCUCCUGUCUUCCCAAACUGGUAGGGGUGGGUAGUGUUAACUGGCCCUUGCUUUUGUAGAGAGAUUUGAUUGUUUGUUUACAUUGUUUAGGGAAUUUAUUUGGUGGUUUUGAGGCUUUGGUCGCUUUGGACCCAGCAGUGGUCUAUAUUGGUUCGUUAAUUUUCUGGAUGCACUUUGUGUGGUGGCAGAAUGUCACCUACUCUCCGCACCGAUGUGAAGGGGUCAGAUUGUCUCUGGUCGUUGUAGACCAAACAAAACCCCCACAGCUGGUGUGACCCAGUACUAGUACAGGUAGUUGGGAGCCAUCUCAGCAAUAUAUCUUCAGGGAGCCACAGGGACUUUCCCAGAAAGAGGCAUUUCAUUACAUUCAACACUUUUUUUUGGGGGGGGGGAGUUGUUGACAUGUAUUUAUUCAUGAUUAUAAAGAUAACUUGCUUAUAUACCAUUGCAACCACAUUAAAAAAGUAAACACGUACGCAGAUCAUGGGGUAAAUAUGUAAAAUCAUAAAUUAAUGAAUCUAUUUGCCAAUGUUUAACUCUCCACUACAGCCUAUUUGUUAAAUUUUCCAUGAAUAAUAGUUCAAACUGUUGCAUGUCAGUUAGUCAUAAUAUAUUUAUGAAUUGGAAUAAUUUCCUUGCCUUACUCAAGGCAGGUAAUAUUCCCAUUAUGACUCCUCGUGUUAAUGUGUUGUGCUAAAUGAAAAAAAAAAAGUUUAGCCAGUUUUCUGAUUUCUGUAUUAUUGCUGAGAAUUUUUUAAAUAUUAUAUAUACAGUAUUGUAUAUGAAACAAUAGUAAAGUUCUAAGUGUCAUGCUAUCUAAAUUUUUAAUUUCACAUUUGUUGACACAUGUAAACUUUCAUUUCAAUUUCAAAUUUUCAGUCAUAUUGAGCAUCCUAGCAGCAGUUACCUCAAUCCAGAACUACCUCUUGUUCAGUAAGUAGUAAGACAUUUGCAUGGAUGUGUAUACAUAUAUAUAUAUAUAUAUACUGUUUUUGCAGCACCAGAAAUCUUUCAGGCAGUAGAAUUUAAUAUUUUAUAUGGUAAAUAAUGUACAGUAUAUAUAUAUUUAUCCUCAUGAUUUAAAUAUCUUGGACAUAUUUUUGUAUUUCUGUAUAUUUGUUUUGAUUAAAAUUUAUUUUUCAAAAUACUGUACCUAAAUUCUCUGAAUCUAUUAAAAUCUAUAUGAUAGAAAUUAUUGAUUAAACUUUAAAAUUAAUGAAAUUGGAUCAAACGGGUUUAGCUUUUGAAUUAAAUGAAUAUCUGUAUGAUACACAAAGUGGGCAAAUCAUCAUGAAACGUAACAGAUCGUAGCAUAGCUCUGCUUCCCAUCUUCAACUACCUCCCUCUAAAAUUUUUGGAUUGAUAAAUUUAACAGUCAGAUAAUACAAUAAAAAAGUAUGACUGCCAAAAACAAACUUCUUGGGAGGGCUUUCUUUUUCUUGUAUUUGCUGCCUUGUAAGUGUUACAUGUGUAAUAUCACACCAUGCCCUUGCAAGUCAGAAUAUAACCUAAUGCAGACCAAAAACCAAAACCUGGUCCACUCACAGAGGCACAGGAAGCAGGGACACUUGAUCACCCAAAUGAAGAGAAUAGACUGCCAAAAAUGUAGGGCAAGUUGAAAUUAAAUGACUACAAGAAAAUAUUAGUAACACUGACAACAAUAAACAUGGUAGUUAGGUCAUUACCCCUGCUAGUUACACACCACCACUACCAGGUGGCAGCUCCAUUGAAAUUGAAGACCACCAAAUCAAAAUACCAGUCAUGUGCCUGGUGUGGACCCUUCCACAAGUGCUCUUCAUGUGGCCACCUUCUUUCAGGUCCCAGUUUCUCCAAAUAAGUGUUGGCCAUCGUUUGGACUUUGUCCUGCAUGGGCCUAUGUUUGUAUUUGUUAAAUUUUCAUAUCUGCUUCAUGAGUAUAUAGUUUUCAGCUUUCACAAUUCACUAGCUGCAUGUCUUAAAGGUUCACUUUCCUAAGCAUUUGCUGACAGUGCCCCUGCCUUGCCAGUAUUGCUUUCCUGGGGGGUUCGGGUGUCUGUUCUUUAGAGAUCGUCUUCCUGUUGAGGGGUCUUUCACUUUCUCUGUGUGGGUGGUCGCCAAGUGGAUUGCACUAAAAGAACAGGUUGUUGAAGUCAGUUCCAUCUACAACUUAAGAAAAUUAUGAUGAAAAUAUUAAUGUUGAGAGAGAUAAUUUGUAUGUCAGAUGUAAAGGGAGGCGAGGCAUAAAGAGCUAGUUUUCACUCCCCUUUUCGUCACCGAUAGGUAAGCACUCCUCUGUGAAAAUCGUGGGUAGGGGCAGACGGGUUUAUUAUUAUUUUGAGGUGUGCGAGGGUUAGCACUGGACCUGCAGUGCGCGCUACCUAUGCCUUCCUCAGCUGUCCCUAGCAUUUGCGAGGGCAAUCUUGCCAUGGUUGCCUUCUGGGCUUCAGGACCUCAUUUGGUAUUGGCGUCUUGACCUCAACGUGGUUUACAGAUGUCCCCUCCCCUUUCAUGGGCUUGGUUUCCUGUUUGCAGUCCCCAGACUGUUUUUUGGCUGUCUGAUUACCUUAUUCUUAGGGUUGACUUACCUUUUCCUACCCUGCCCUGCACUAGAAUAUGUUUGUUUGACUUUGCUCUCAUCCCUGGCUUCUUCCCUGUUCUACUUUGGUUUUGUUAUAUUCUGGUGUUGUUCUCCAAUCAGCAUUUUGGUGGCAUGGUUGCCUUGACUUGGUGCUGGAUUUUUGCACCCCAUUCUGUGGUUAGAGCUGUGACAGCUUUGCUCUGGUUCUUGUCCUCUUUCCCUCCUUUGGGUGGUGGUGGUUCUCUUUGGCUCAUAUGGCUUGAUGAUGAGCUGUCCUCACCCAUAUUUGGAUUUGGCUAGAUUCCUUUCCCUUGCAUCCACCUCUUCUUUUCCCCACUCCUGUUUUGUGUGGUGGCUGAAUCAGCAGUAUUUGUCUGCAGCUUCUCUGUUAUGGUAUGGUGCAGUUGGUUUUUGUCCUUGCUGCAUUGGGAGGCAGUCUUCCGGAGAUUUAGUCUCACCUUUUCCCUGGUUAUGGUAGGUGCAUCUGGUGGUGCCAGAUUUUUUGUGGUUCGUCCCUUUAUUUAACAAUGCUCUGGGGUGAAGUCUAGCCCAUUUCUCUGAUUUAUGGACUCACGAUGCUUGACCCUUCCAGGUGGUGUUUUGGAUCUGUGGUGUGGGCGGCUUUUGACCCUCCUCCCUUUUUGGUGUCAGCGGUCCUAGGCUUGUUGUCUCUCCUGCAGCUCUGUUCAAUCAUUUUGCGUUGGUUGGAUGCUGCAGUUAACACCCACUGAGGUCAAAUAGGUGUCCCAUUCUUGUCCUUAUUCUCAUGUGGGUCCUUUAUGAUCCUAAAGUUUAUUCCUAGCUUCUCAGGCUUGUUCCUUUAUUAUCUAUCUGACUUUUCAUGUGACCACCUUCCGUCUGGUCAACUUCUCUGGUUUGUUCUUUUCAACCUUAGGGUCUAUAAGGUGUGGGCUCCAUUGGCCCUUUGGCUGCUUCUAACUUGCUGAUUCCUCUUCAGGCUUUUCAGGGUAUGCUCCUCUGCACACAUCCUGUUCCAGGUUCUUUGGCUCUGGGUUGGGAUUUUGUGCUAAAUUCUCCUCUGGCUUCUCCAGGUGGCUGAUUGGUUCCUCUUCAUUGGGAGUUCAGUGAGCUCAUCACAAGGUUUGGCUGUGUGAGUACCUGUUCACACAGGUCCACACAGAGCCAGAGUCACCAAGGACUCUAUUCUUUAAAUGGGCCAUGGGAUGCUUUGAGUGAUGCAUUGUUUGUUGAUCUGGUUUCUUUAGUGCAGUGUUAGAAGGCCAGUUUGCCUCAGAUUGUAGCAGUCUUUAUUUUUAGCAGGCCUGUGGUCUACUCUCAGGCUCGUGACGUCCAUAGGUUAAUGGUUUUGUCCCGAGUCUUCUCUCAUGUCUCAGGCUCUUAUUUUGCUGGCUGCUUUUCUUCACCCCCUAGCAAGGCCUGUUCUUAUUUUGUUCUUUCUCUGUGGUUAAAUGGCAUCAGGGAGCAACCAAUGGAGCCUGUAUUGGUUGCAAUGUUGAAUGUAAAGAAAUGCCUCUUUCUGGCAAGUCCCUCGGUGGCUCUCUGUUCCUGCCCUUCCCCUUUCAGGGGCUUUGGUUGCUUUGGGAGGUGUAUGUCUGAUGUGUUGACAUUGGAGAUCCUCAAGCUCCCAGGGCUGCCACAUGGUUGCAGGUUGUGUAACUAACUAGCAGGGUUAAUGACCUAACAUUUUUUUUUUCAGUUUUAUUUUGGCUCACCAUAUCUUUCUGGUGAUCUCUUAUCUUGGUUUGGGUGGUCAAGUAUCCCUUGUUCUUUGCACCUCUCAGAGUGAGUCAGGUUUGGGCCUAAGGUCUGCUGUAGGUGAUAUUCUGACUCAUAAGGGUCUGGUGUGACAUGGUACAUAUAAAGCUUACCUUGCAGCAAGCACCAGGGGAGCUACCAAGGCCCCCAUCAGAAAGGGGCAUUGCAUUACAUUCAACAAUGGAUUUUUGUAAUAGUUUAUCAUAUGCAUUAUAUUCACAAGAAUACUUGGUUAUUUCAGUAAAUCAUAUUGUUGAAUUCUAAAGAAGAUAGCCACUUAAUAAUGCAUUAUUAUUUAGGUGUAAUGCAGAGAGUACACAAAUUACAAAAAACAAUAUACUAGGAAACUUGUUAAGGAACUAUUGUAUGGAUAAAUUUAACUACACAAAAGAAGGCAUGAAGUCAUUAAGUUUUGUUUAUCUAUGACUUGGUAGAUAAAACAUUUUAAAAUGUAAUAAUUUUUGUAUCUGUCCUUUCUAUCUGCUGUAUGUUAUGAAAUACAUGUGUGUAUCUAGAGUGUUUAAGCCACAACUGCAACACUUGCUGUGUAAUAGUGUGUGUCAAAUCACUGUACAGUACUGUUAUUGUGAAAAAUUACUGAUUUCAUGCAUUCUGGGGACUAUGUUCAUACUCAUGUUUUAAGGAAGAGGGAGGAAGCGGAGGUUAAGGGAGCUGUAUCUCCCGUAACCUACACACCUGUAAUAAAUGCUAUGGAGGGUAGAUCUUUAAGCUUAAGUUACAUAACAUUUGCCCUUAUUUUAUACCUUACUAAAUUUCCUGAGCAAAAUCAUGCACAGUAAUCUUCAUUUAUUCUGUAUGUUGUGCUAAAGGAUAGUGUUGAAACACUACACAUCAUGAUGUUCCGUAAAACAUCUUUAGGACUACAAGUAUAAAAAAAAUUCUUAUAAGCUUUUUGUUAUUUGGUAGAGUAAAUUUAUAUAAUAUUUA